GGUUCGGAUAUGCAGCAAAACUGAAUACACGUGCACGCCCAAACUACAACUUCCAGGCGGCGCUAAUAUAUGGACAGGAAGACGACCUAGAACGAACGUCAGUCACCACAUGAGCGGCGGGCGAAGGCGCAACAAGCUGCCCGCAAUUCCCCCUCUGGCCAUUAGGUGACGCCACUUAAAAGAAGGGCGCGCGCGGGGUUCAGCUUUCCCGUCGUACCUCACGCUGCGCCCGAAGCCUGGCUGGGCCUGGACCCUGACGGGAGUUGUAGUCCUCGGAGGCGGACUCGCUUCCCAGCGUGCCGCGCGCAAAGCCCGCGCGCUCGCUCGCUCGCUCUCUCCCUCUCCUCUUGCAGCCUGUCUCGCAGUCGGUCUUCUUUACUGAGGCGGCGGCGGCGGCGGCUUGAACGACAACGACCUGGGCACACGGCAGGGAGGGCUCGAGGCCGGGCGGUGUCGUCGUCGUCUGUGAGGAGAAGAAGAAGAAGAAGAAGGCGCGCCGCGGCGGCGGCGGCGACGGCUCAGUCCGACCAUGUCGGGCGAGGAGGAGGCGGCCGAGCUGACGAUCGCGGAAGACGUGGUCGUGAACAAGUACAAGAUGGGGGGAGAAAUAGCCAACCGUGAGUAUGGCCCGGCGGCGGGAGCCGGGGGCUUGAGGGGGCGGGCCUGGGGCCUGGGCGUCGGGCGCCUGGCUGCCUGUGGAGCCCUCCGGGGCGGGGGGUGACGAGGCGAGCUGUCAGACAGGGCAGGUUUGCUGGGGCGGCCCUGGUUGGGGGGGGUGUUAUCUGUUCUUCGCUCCCUGGUGUGGGGUGUAUAUAUAAUAUUGCCUAGUAAAAUGAGUGUGUGUGUGGUGGCUGGUCGGUCGUCAAGGCUUGGGGUGAAAUAUGGGGGUGGGGGGGUUUUCCCCCCCCUCCCGGUUCCUACUCUGGGUUGAAGUUGAACUCUUGUUAGGGGAGGGGAGGGGUGAGGGAAAAAAACUCUGGACUUGGAGCGACUUGUCCCCCCCCCCCAAAAAAACCCGAUUUUGAGGGACGUGGGAUACUUCCACUCCCUCCCCCGAGAGCCGUUGCCCUUGAUAGGUAAGCUGGGAGAGCCGCCCGGCACAUGGUGUACUUUCCUUUCUCCUUUCUUGCCUCGGUCAACUUGGAAUCUCUAGAAAGAGUUUUAAGGGCUAAUUUUAGUCCACUGCCCGCCAUUGGGGUGUUUUGUUUUUUUCCCCGAGCGUGAAAAGCUCGUUAAGAAAAAAACAAUCACGUGCAUUAAAAAAACACACAAAUAAAUUUAUGUGUUCUGGUUAUUUUGAGAGAGGGGAAGGGUAAGAUUUGGUUGAUCCACGAUCCCCCCGGGGGAAUGGAGCCGCCGUCCUCCAGGAACUGUAAGGCACAUGGUCUGCGACUUGCCAUGUGCUGCUGGCGCUCUCUCCCGUUCACUAUCUUCCGACAUCCUGGCUUCCUCCCAGGUUUCCCCUUUUGUUUAAGGGAGGUUUUCUGCUUCGGAUCGGAUCACCUUGUUCGGGGAACUCUAGGAAGUGGAUUGUUAGGAUUACAGCGAACUAGGGAAAAGGGGAAACGGCUUUUGCAGCUCAGCUCUUAACUGCCUGUGUUGGAGGGAGUCUUUCCCUGUAGCAAACCACAUAUCUCUGUACCUCACAGUUGACUUUUGUAGGCCUGAGCAUUUGCAAAGUGUGAGCAUGCACACACACACUCUUAUACUGGGUAGAGAAAUACCUUUGCCUGCUCCAUUAAAUUUUAAAAUGCUGCGUCAGGCUUCCAGUUUUUUCAAUUUAUUUUUGUGCUGCGAAGGAAGAAAGCCGUUUGUUCAAAGAUAAGCUUGCCCUAUUGACUGCUUAAUUGGUGGUAGGAGUGCAUACUGUAAUGUGAGGCUUUUGAACUCAGGAAUCCCUGUGUUCUAUCCUACAUUUGGGAUUUACCAAAAUCUGGAAUGGGAUACUUUGUCUUAAUGUCAUUUACAAACUUCUGCAAACUCUUUCUACUUAAAUUCAAAGGUUAAAGAUACUGGAGACUUAACAGCAGGUCUUAGCUUUACCACAGAGUUGCAGAAUGCACAUGGGACAAAACUGUCUCAGCUCUUCUUAUAAAUGGAGUUAAAAUUAUUUUCCUUGUUCUCUUCAGCCGAUCUGUUAAGAUAACAUGAAGCAGUUCUUGAAACUUCUGUAUUAAAAGGAUGAGGAUUAAAUAUUUAUGCAAACUUAACUUGAAGAAUUCAAACACUAUUUUUUGCCAGUUGUUCAGUAAUCUCAGUCCAUUGGUUUUAUAAAGCUAAACACAAAAUAUGUUGCAGAUACAACAACAUGGGUAAAUGCAAUCAUCACAAGAACAAACAAUGAUAUGGCAUUUGAAGACAUAUAAAAUAUACAUUAAAUUGUUUUAGACCAGUUUAACCAUUGCCCACCAAAGGCAGCUCAGGCAAAAAUGUAUUGUAUUGUUUCUGGAAUAUUCUCUGGCUUUAGAGAAAAUAUUGCCAUUUUUCUGAUGAGGACACCUUAAUUAGACAAGACAGAAUCCUCAGCCAAUGUUUUUCUCUUUGGCUCACAUGCUUUCCAUAAAUGAAACCAUGAAAGACUAGGUAUGCUUUAAUCUUAGAAUAUCAUUAAAUGUGAGUGUUCUAUAGUAUUUAAAAUUCAAAGUUUCUAUAGAAGUAAGGUUGAUUAGAUCAACCUUUGAUGGAAAGUUUCUUGGGGACAGAAAGAUGCAGGUUUGGAAAAACUACUGCAACCUGUUGUCACCUCAUGAGGUGGAGUUGACUUUAGGAAUCUGAAGACAUUACUAGAGAUUCUCAGUUCCCUAAAUGGUAUAGGUAAGAGUGUUCUAAUUCAGUAGGCAUGCAACAAUGGAAUUUAAUGUACAUUUUGUAGGCAGUUGAUGUGGGAAUAGAACUUGGAUGCCUUGGAAUCUAGCAGUGCAGUGUUAGAAACUGGAAUAGAAAUACUGGGAGCCAAAUGGCUUCUGGGACCUUUAUUGUUAAACUCCUUAGCAUAUUGUCUAUCCUUAACAUAUACUUUGAAGCAUCAAAGCAAAUACAUUUCAGUAAUCCUUGAGUGUCAGCCAGGUGCAAAAAAAUGGCACCCAGACUUUUUGAGGCACUCGCAAAUUGAAAAUCUUUAGGCGCAAAAUGUGCCUGGUGCCCUGCUAAUUUCGAACCCUGCCUCAGUGUGAGAAGUUGAGCUACCCAUGUUAAAUACACUUUCUGAGCUCCAUAGUGUGGCAUAGCUUUAUGCAACUGUAAAGUGUAUUAAAAUAUUCAAUAUGAAGUUUUAUCUUGAAUUACAGGAGUCCUGCGGACUGUGGUAGAAGCAGCUAAGUCUGGAGUGUCUGUCCUCAGCUUAUGUGAGAGAGGGGAUGCCAUGAUCAUGGAAGAGACUGGCAAAAUCUUUAAGAAAGAGAAAGAUAUGAAGAAAGGUAACAUACAAUUUUCCAGCUUUAUUUUUGACAUACAUAUCAUGUUGCCUCAUUUAAAUUGUAUUCAUCAUUGAAUAGAAUUAAUUGUACAGUGAUGUGGAUUGUGGAGUUUGAGAUGCAAGACCUGCAGACCCAGCCUAGAUUUCCAGUGUGACUGCUGCAGGUUGUUCCAGUGCUUACAUGCUUUUAGGCUUGUAUUAGUUUGUAUUCCAGAUCUGAAUUAUUUGUUCCAUUUUGUGCAGAUAAAUUAUACUUUUGAACAUCAGGCAUUCCGUUUUUGUCUAGCUGGAAGCAGUUUAAAAAUGCUGCUCACAUUUCUGGCAGUUCAUGGAAUCCAGUUAACUGGAAGGGGAGGAUUUGAAAUUACUUUUGUUCUGCCCCUAAUGGGGUUGAUUCAAUACUUCGGCACCCAGCACAUAAUUUUCUUUUCCUCUUCUUUGUGUACCUUGAAGUCUGGCAAAAAACCCAAAUUUUAAAUUGAUAUGAAAACCAACCCAUGCUAGAUUGCUUUGGGAUUUCAGAGUGGCAUAAAAGUAUAAAAUACCUAUUAGCCUUGGGGAUAUAGGGUCCAUGCUGUUUUGAGGAUUGUAGUGUUAUAUGAACUAUUUACUUAAAAGUACGUUGACAUGAGUUUAAGACAUGUUGACUCUGUAUGUAGACAAAACCAUGAAUGGAUUUGCCUUGUCAUGCAUGAUAGUUGGCCAGUCUGCAUCGAUACUGAUACCUUGACAAGAAAAAAUGUGUCUUAAUCAUGCAUAACAUCAUAAAUCUUUGAUAACAACAUAAAUAUUAAGCACUAUAGUGUUGCAUAUUUCACAAAAUUAAGGGCUGAUAGCAAAUAUAAGUGGUCAGGCAACUUUGCAUAGUUGUGGAAUUACAGAAUUGCAGUGUGUCUCAAAUCCCAUGAAGCCUUCUGCUGGAGGAAGGUUUUUCAUCUCUUUUCUCCCUCCCCCCCUCUCCAUUUCCUCCCACACAGUUCUUGAGGGUCCAGAGCAGCUUUUUAGGGUCAGUGGGCUGCAAAGGAAAAUGGAACUGGUGAAAAUCACCCCAUCCUCCCUCCCUAGGGAGAGUCCUAUGGGCAAAGUUCCAUGCAUGGGAUCUCUGAAUCCAAGCCAUGGAAUUACUGGCUCUGCAGCAGCAUUAUGAUCUGUUGGAAAAGUAGCACAUUACUGUCUGAAAAAGUGGUUCAUACUCCCAUAAAUUAUCCCAGGUCACACCUUAAGCCUCUCCCUCUAAGCACUUACCAAGCCCAGCUCAUUUUAUACUGAGGAAGCUUCCAAAGUUACAAGACAGGUUGGUGCAGCUGUAGCAGCUCUAGUACCACUCACAGUGUCAGCAGAAAAAGGAUAGCAGUCCAACCUAGUCGUUAUGCGAUUGAUGUAGUCUUUGAAUUACAUAGGGCAACUUGUGUCCCAAAUCCAAAUGUCUGGUUUAGGGGACCCAUGUUACGAUACUUAUUUCUGUCCUGCUUUUUUAAAAAGUUGUCAAAACAAUGUCUGAUACACAAUCUAAUCACAUUAAAACGCUAACACUUAUACAUACCAGUAACUAUUAUAUUUGUGAGAUGGAAAACUGUUACAGGGCUUGUGUAGAUUGUAUGAUCUCAUCACUGCUCCCUUUUUUGUGUAGGUAUUGCCUUCCCCACAAGUAUAUCGGUAAAUAACUGUGUCUGUCACUUCUCCCCCUUGAAGAGUGACCAGGAUUACAUUCUCAAAGAUGGUGAUUUGGUCAAAAUGUAAGCAUCUCCAUUCACUUUCUUGGGUUAUCUGUUGGCUUACUUUUACCCUCAGCUGUAUAUUUUAAGCUGGUCUGCUCAGAGUGCAUUACGCUAUAUAUGGUACCUCUGAGCCACAUUUUUGAGGACCAAAGUUAUUGUUGGUGCAGGUGUGUGUUUGUUUUUUGGUUUAGUGUGGAUUUCUCUUGGCACAUGAGACACAUUUUAAUGGUUCUGCCCUGCUUCCUAAGUAGAGAUAGUCACUUUAACUGCCAUGGUGCCAACUAUUUCGUGUACCAUAAUGGUUUAAUAGGGUUAGAAUGUGGAAGUGUCAUGUAAGCAGAAUUUUUUAAAGCCUUUGAUGUUGCAGAAGUUUCCUUAUUGCUAGCUGUGGUUUAAAUCUCUUUUUCCCUUUUCAUGUUGCAGUGACCUGGGAGUCCAUGUUGAUGGCUUCAUAGCAAAUGUAGCUCACAGUUUUGUCAUUGAUGCAUCAAAGGUAAAUCUCCUGCAUGUGGCUUUGAGUAGCAUGUGCACAUGCUACUUUCAAGACAGGCUUGGCCCCAGUAGGGGGAGUAAUGUAAGCGGCAUCCUUAAGUAGAACUGGCUUGCUAGUUAUUCAUUUGCAGCUAUAGCUGCUAAGAAGUAGGAUGGGUCAAGUGGUUGCAUUUCUAGAUGUAUAGUGGCAAUCCAUCCCAUUGCCAAGAAUGUGGGACAGCUGUAUUGAUCAGUCACUCCAUCGGGCGCUGUACAUUAAUGUGUAACUUCUUAAGUGGCAUGUCCUAUUCAACUUGGCCAAAGUUGCAAGCUAAGCAAAAUUCUAAAUUAUCAUAACUGCAGCUCUUCAAAGUAUCCAAGGCAAAAUAAACUAAUAAUAAUAUACUAUAUUCCUGGAAAGGCUGCAUUAAACUUUUGAAUUUCUACACAAUUGCUGGAAAUGUAGCCAGAUUUUUUGGGUCACUUUGGUGACUCGAGCAUUCUGGUGUGGAUUGAGAACUCUUGCCACUUGUCAAUUCGGUUUAUUUAACCAUAGCUAAUGCUGAUUUAGCAUCUAAGGCAAAACAAAGAAAAGAGUGACUUGUAGGGCUGGAUAACAUUUGAAUCCCAUUUGUGAAUUAAGGGAGUGGCAAAAUACUUUCAGCAGCCUUCCAAACACAGGCGCUCUCCAUAUCUUUAGUACUUCCAACUCCUAUGUUUCCUUGUAAGCAUGGCCAGUGUUCAGAGGCAGUAGGAGCUGUAGUCCAAGUCAUCUGAUUGAGAAGGGCACAAUUCAAUCAGUUAAACACUUUUAAAAGCCCUAUUGAUUCCAACAGGAUGGGAUUCAGAUAAGGCUUAAACCCUCUCACUGGAAUCAAUGGGACAAGAGUGCUUAAUUUUAGCUCGUUUACUCCAUUCAUAUUUUGUGCAGCUGUACUAUGUCUUUAGGAUUUGUCACUGAGAAAGCGCUUGUCACUUUUCACCCCUUAGGAGUAAAAGCUUAUAUGAAUAUUAGUUUUUUCCUACCAUUUCAGGAAACUCCAGUGUCAGGUCGCAAAGCUGAUGUCAUCAAAGCUGCUCACCUCUGUGCUGAAGCUGCUCUGCGUUUGGUUAAGCCUGGAAACCAGGUGACAAUGGGUGGCUACUUUUUACAUGAAUUGGUUUCAUGUUUCAGGAUGGGUGACCAGAGGUUAUGACCACAGAUCCAAUCCUCAACUUAUUCUGAACAUACAAAUAAAAAAUCAUUGGCUUACUCUGGGAAGAGGUAUUAAACUGUUCUGAGGGCAGCUGGCCAUAGAUAGCAGAAAUGCUCUCUGGGGUGAGGAGGUCUUUGCUUGUGAAAAGGUAGUAGUUACUGAAGAGUUUGUAUUGUCAUUAGUCUUUCUGCAAAUGGCUGAAGGGUCUUGGGUUUUCCCGCCCGCCCCCCAAACAUGAUAAGAAGUAUUUGGCAGCUGAGCAUUUGUUUAGUCUAAUGACAAUUUUAGGACAGGAUGUAGAAGGUUCUGCUUUUCCCUUCCAGUAAUUCCCUCCUAGUCUCAGGCACUAUGUUUAUGCUACCGCAUUGAAAACAAGAAAUUGUAGAUUUAUUGCAUUAUUAUUGACAAUUAAUCUCUGCCUCAAUUACAUAGCAUAUAUAACGAUUUCAGUGGUAAUUCUAUUCAGCUUCUCACCAUUAAAAGUUCUGUAUGAAAAGAUCAUUGUCAUACAGUACCUUGUAUACUGGAAUGUUUUGGCUGCUUCUAAUACUGAACAACUUUCUGUUGAAGGCUUGGAAUUUAUAGGGGGUUUUUAUUGUGCAGGGAAGGGGGAAUACAUUUAUGAUCCGCUUCUCCAAAAUAAUAGCCAGUGUAGGGGCCGUUAAACUGUGUUGAUCACAGGUUUCACUGCAGAAUAUGGUCAAAUUCAACUUUAAAUGCCAAUAUUCACCCUUUUCCAAUAGAAUUCACAAGUGACAGAUGCCUGGAACAAGAUAGCUCAUUCAUUUAACUGCACACCAAUUGAAGGUAAGGAUUAGCUAACUGAACAAUGAAAUAAGACAGCAGAAAUAGAAGAGCAUUUAACAUAGCAAUGAUCCUUCUGUAGAAUUUGAAAGUAUUGGAAGUGUUAGUAGUUAUUGUGAGGACAGCAUAUCUGCUUUUGAUGUUUGGAGUACUUUGUAUAACAUGCUUGUAAAUAAAUAUUCCCUUUAGAGCUAGGAUGCUUCAAUGUACAAAUUACUCCUGUGCUUCCUUCUAGCCUGCCCAUUUGGCUAAAAGAACUGACUGCUUAAAUUUGGGGUCACAGUUCAGGGCACAGGGUAAUAUGCUUUGAGGAACUUUGUUAGAAACCGAAAUAGAUGAUCAAGGUAUCAAGCUGAACUUUUCAUGUUGCUUUUAUUUUGUUGAUGGUACCAAAGUCGAAUAAGUCACCUUUGGGAGCAGUUCACAAAAUAAGCUCACUGUAGGCGAUAGCACGGUAAAAGAAAUGUGCUGUUUUAGUGAUGUGUUAUGGAAAUGUUCUCGGCCACCAGUCAGUUAAGGCUUCUGUAUUAGGCCACCCUGCAAAAAAUGUGGUUCUAAGGUUAGAUUUUUUCACAUGCAGUGUCUUGUAGAUCUGUGGUGUGCCUAUGUAGGAAAAAAAUGUCAGCACAGUGAGGAGGAGGCUGCUCAAGCUGUCAAGGGAAUCUAAGCAGCUACUGUUUUGGAAACAUUCAAGUGUUAUAAUCAUCCAGUCACUGGCAGCAGUUUAUGAAACUAAACAGAGCUCUUUUCUCUCAAGGUCAAGACUUAUUUCUCUCUCUCCACCAGCCCCCUGCCAGUAGAAAGGUGCUAUUUCCUUGCUCAAAGCUUGUGAUGUGGAGGGCAGAUGAGACAUGGCUUUCCCUAGAUUGAAUCUUAAAUAUUGAAGAUGUGCAUCAAAGCAGGAAGGAAUGCUUUGGUGUACUGAUCUAGAUUGUGUCAGAGGGUGGUAUGGGGAAGAGAAUAAAUAGAAUGGACAAAUUUCUCUGGGCACAUCAUUUGUCUCUGGAUGAGCAGGAAUGCUUUGUUUGGUGACCCUGGAUGUUAGAAGUCCCUGUAGUACUACUUGACACAGUGUUUCAGGCUUGAAAUGGAAAGGUCGUUUUAAAAGUCCCAAGUUAAAUGUGUCGCCUUGUUUAAGGGCACAUUUAACACUUCUAAGCUUUCUUCUUGCACAGUACAAAAUCCAUGGGCUGCUAAGUAGUCACUUCCCUGACUAAUUAUGCCCCCUGAAGCAAUUUCAAACCCCUGCUGUUUGUGAUCUGUUCCCACUCCUGAAGAAAUCAGUGGGGACUGGGGCAAGAGGAUGCUUUUAUUGUGUUGUGUGCUGCUUCUCUCCCUGGAUUCAGAGGCAUACAGUAGAGUUGGUAGUUUUUGCAGUGUUGCAACUAUCCAGCUGUGCCACAGUCUGCUUGUGAAUGAGACCCUCAUGGAGAUAAACAUACAAUAUUUCAGACCUGCAUCUAAAGAUUUAUUUAGAUUUUAAACAUGCACUAUGAAUGAGAGAGUUUAGAAACAGACACUUCAUACUUGCGAAAUUACCAGUGUCAGAAUUGGCUGCAGCUGCCUGUCAAGUGCAAACUCGUCUGCAAAUCCAUAUUGUCAUAGUAUGGAGAGACUCUUAGGGUGCGAGGUACUGGGAGAGUGCUGUUAAGUUCAGCAAGGAGCAAGGAAAGAUUGAGAAGCACAGAACUGGAGCAUAAAAAGAUAAAUUGGAGAAAAGAGUAAAGAGAUUGUGAUGCAGAAAAUAGAGAUGAGGUUCAGUGUGCAUGCUAUGCGGUAGAAGGCAAAAAAGAGGGUUAAAAUAAUAAGUUGCAGAAAGAGAAAAGAAUAUGUUGGUGGGAAAAGCGGAGGAGAAGGUUAACAGAGUGCCCUGCAGAGUUGACUCUUAGUUAUUUUAAAAUCUUUAACUCCUUACUGUAAAUAGCUUUGAAAUAUUUUUAUAUAAAAUAAGCCAUUUAUAAGUUGACUAAAUAAAAUAAUAAUAAUGUGGCAAAAAGGCUUUUCUUUAGUAGAAAUGGUGAUGUAGCUGUCUUAUUAAUAAAGCAGCCUCCAGCUGUUGGAAUUGUGAAUACCUAUCCCAGUGUAAUUUUGAAGCUGUUUUUUAACAAGCACACGCAGACCUUUGGGCAUAUGACAAGAUGUGUCUCUGAUCUUUGUUUUAAAAAAAGGAAGUGCAGUGCAGUGCCUUGGAUUAUCAGCUGUGAUUCACUGGCUGCUUUGCAACUCCAGUGCUAAUAGAUACCCUUUCUUGACAGGGAUGCUAUCACACCAGCUGAAGCAGCAUGUGAUAGAUGGGGAGAAGACUAUCAUCCAGAACCCCUCAGACCAGCAAAGGUACGUGUCUCUUGUCUGGAAUUGUUGCCAAGCCGUUUUGUGUUUGUGCCUUUUGGGCACUAGGAGCGCAGAUGUGUUGUAAGAUGAAACACAUGACUUAGAAUUAGUAUCUUGCUUCAUAUUGACUCCCAAACAAUGUUCAAAUGGAGGUGGUCUUCUAUUUUCAUGUGUGUGUGUGUUUUUCUUUAAAUCUAGAAAGGACCAUGAAAAAGCAGAAUUUGAAGUCCAUGAAGUUUAUGCCAUUGAUGUUCUCAUCAGCACUGGAGAAGGAAAGGUAAGUGUCCUUGCUUAACACCUGUUCUAUAAUCAGGUGCCAUACAAGUUCGGCAACUUUAUCUAAAGUCACAAGGACGUUAACUUCCUGGUUAGAUUGUUUGAUGUAUUGUCUUAAAAGCCAGUUAAGUUGGGAAAUGCUCUACAUAACCACAAUCGUAGCCCAAAAAACAUCCUUUACCCCCUUUUACUCUUUUGCUACCUUCCCUUUCAUCAUAUAAGUAAAUAUAUAUUAUGCUGCUAAAACUGUCUUUAAUGACUUGCAUGUCUUUAGGCAAAGGAUGCUGGGCAGAGAACUACAAUUUACAAAAGGGACCCUUCCAAGCAAUAUGGUUUGAAAAUGAAAACUUCCCGUGCCUUUUUCAGUGAGGUGGAAAGACGCUUUGAUGCUAUGCCAUUCACUCUCAGGUACUCUCUGUUUUCUGGUGCAUCUGUGCAUAAACUUGGCAACGGGGAUUCCACUUGGUAGUUCAAUGAUUGAAUGGUUCCUACCAUUGCAGUCAUGUCUCUUGCAUGUAUUGUAAAGUGAAGGGAAUGUUCUGAGUUAUAUUGCUUUUCCUAGUUUAAGCUGUGUGUAGAAUGCUAGCCUCGUACUACAGGUAAUAAGCAGAAUUGUUAAGUGCUAAAGAAAUCAAAAUGUUGUACUAAGAGAAAGCGAAUUCCACAGCCUAUAUAAGCUACGCAAGUGUCUUGCUUAUUUGGUAACUGUGGUAACUGCUAACUGGGUAGGGGGCACUGAAACCCUGGGCGCAAGAAGUCUUACUCAGCUAUCCCUUGUGAGAUUGUGCCAGCAUCUCUGCACUCUCCAAAUUAAGUUUCCUGCCAUAAUGGGGUGGGACGUUGAGAUUAGUGGGAACUUGAAUUCUGUGUCCAGUAACAUGUUCUAUAUUUUGUGUGCAUCUGCACAAUAUAUAACCAUUCUUUGGUGCUAUGACUCUGCAGUUCUUAUAGUAACCAAAGGAUGCAGAAAAGCCUGCACAAACAGUUUUUGUUUUUAUGUUUGUUCCAUACAGGGCAUUUGAGGAUGAAAAGAAGGCAAGGAUGGGAGUAGUAGAAUGUGCUAAACAUGAGCUGCUACAGCCUUUUAAUGUCCUCUAUGAUAAAGAAGGUAAGCACUUGUGCCUGAAUGUCAGAGCAAUUUUUGUCUUGCUUUGGGGCUAGGCAGUUGGCAGCUCUGACUAAUUAUUAUGCACUAUUUUACCUUUAGAAAGAUAUGCUGAAUUGAUACACUCUUUUGUUGCCCCAAUAUGUUUCUUGUUGAAAGAACUCUUCUGAGAGCACUUAACUUUAGAACGGAAUGUACAUGUUGAAUACAGAUACAUGCUUCAUAACAGAGAUCUCUGCUUUUUGGUUAAAUUUGGGGGGGUCACAGUUAGAGACUAGGACACAUAUUUUGUGUCAUUUGCAAGAGUGUGCAAAUACGCUUGCGAGUGGUGAGCACAUCUGUUCACCUGGUAAAUACAUUUGUGAUGAGGGCAGACUGAAAGAUGGGCAGGGACUUGUCUCUGGUUUUGGAAACAGAAGCAGUGAGCCUUUUUUCUGCUUUGGAGUACUUCUGAAGCCCAGUGCAACUGCAGGGGUGAACACUCCCAAGCCUAGAAGAAAGGCUUCGUUCCUGUAGUUGUGUUGCUUUUAGCAGGUGCUCCAAAGCAGCAAAACAACGCAGUGCUCCUGAGCAACUACUUAUCAAGUUAGUUACACUUAAUUUUAGAGUGUCUUUCAAGGGAGAGAGACAGAAUUGUUGGCAACUACACAUUUUGGUUGGUUACCGGUUCAGCCACAACUGUGGACCCCUGGACACUUGCAGUAAUAUCUUAGACCAGUGAGAAAUGAGAGUGUGGUUUGCUACUUCUUGAAUAAGAACCUCAACAGUACAGUGGUACCUCAGGUUACAUACGCUUCAGGUUACAGACUCCGCUAACCCAGAAAUAGUGCUUCAGGUUAAGAACUUUGCUUCAGGAUGAGAACAGAAAUCGUGCUCCGGUGGCGCGGCAGCAGCAGGAGGCCCCAUUAGCUAAAGUGGUGCUUCAGGUUAAGAACAGUUUCAGGUUAAGAACAGACCUCCGGAACGAAUUAAGUACUUAACCCGAGGUACCACUGUAGUGCCUUUAAAAGUUCAGGUGGGCUGAGUUUAGGUAAAAAGGGAAGGAAACCCCUGCUCUAAUUUGGAUAAUUGAAAUGAACAUCUCAUGGCAAGCUCACAUACCUGUUUCUCCACUAUUAUAGCAGAUCUGUCUGAACCAAACCAAUCUUACCUCUUGGUUCUUUUUUUCUUCUUCUUGUAUGCUUGUCAGACCCUUGAUGUAGGCAGUUGUCUAACAUGUUGCAUGGCUAAUCUUUCUCUUAAUUCCCCCACCCAGGAGAGUUUGUUGCCCAGUUUAAGUUCACGGUGCUUUUAAUGCCCAAUGGUCCCAUGAGGAUAACUAGCGGUCCCUUUGAGCCUGAACUCUACAAAUCAGAAUUUGAGGUGCAAGAUGCAGAUCUGAAGGUCAGUGGGAUUACAGUGUUCUUUGUAUAAGUGCCCAGAGUUCCAGGAACAAAUGUUGUCACAGUAGGGAGAACUGCUUGAGUUACUUAUUCCCAGUGUAAAUGUGAUGAGAUAAAAAUUGAUAGUUCUUGUUAUUCCCAGUACCUAUUCAUUAAUAAAGCUGGGGAAGGAGUUCCAAGAGAGCAGGGACAAAUCUGGGAUCCAAAGUAGGUUUUAACAUGUUGAGGACUAGCCCAUAGAGAAGAAGAAAAGCAUUUUAAAAUAAAGUAAGCUUGCAACUUACACACACUUUUAACUUGCGUGCAUUCAGCUUUACAUGCUUGGCAAAAAGGGGGUGGGCAGGGGGGUGGCAAUUCCACAUGCCACUACACCCAAUCUGUUUUGACCAUAUGCCAUUUUGGCUUUAGGGACAAUCCCUGGAACAUAAUCCCCACAUAAGUUGCAGGCUUACUGUAGUGUGUGUUUAGAACAGAAGUGAGGAACAUUUUUUGGUCAAAAGACCAUGUUCCCUCUUGGCCAACCUUCUAGGGGUUGCAUGCCAAUGGUGAGUCUGGCCCAAACAAAAGUAGAUAUGGCAAGCCAAGGUAUGCCCCCCCGCCAAAAAGAACCCCACAGAGGUACUACAUAUACAGCCCAUGCUUCUGUUUUCCACUUCCCGAAAUUGGCUUUGAAAGAAGCAAUUCUGUUUGAGCCAAUGAAUAGCUUAAUUGUGAUGCCACAAUGUUCUUGAUGGAAUCACAGCACAUGGGAAGGUGAGAGUUAACUUCCAUCUCCAGCUAUGACACCACUGCCCUACAAUUAGACUUUGGGAGGGAGGAAAUAUUCUGUUUGCUUCUACCAAGCUUUUUCAAGCCCAUGGCCGGGGAAUGAGGUGAGGACUCUGUGGGCUGGAUGUAGAGGCCCCAGGGACUGUUUUGGGUCCAUAGUUCCUCACCCUUCUAGGAUUAGGGUGUGCCACAAAUAUCGCCCUGUCAUGCACUGAAUGGGUACCUGUAUUAACUUUCCAUUGACCAGGCAAGAUAAGUGCUAAGAAGAAAAAGCCUUGCCUCCCCUAGCUUUUGUGCCUUUUUUUUUUCAAGUACAAAAAUGUUUCAGGCAUGUUGUCAUGUGAGAUAUCAUGUUUAAGCAAUUUGCUUCUUCUUUCUAAAGAGCUAGUAAAGUUUUUUGUUGUGAAUUGUAAUGAGGUGUAAGAACAAGAUGAGUGAGUUCAUUGAAAGCAUUUUGAAUUAAAAACAAAAUGAUUUUGAAGGCUGUUUUAUACAAAUGUGACCACUUACUUGCUAAAGUGAAACAUGCAACUCCCCCGCCCUUUGCAAUUCUUCUUUCCUCUUCUUAGAAAAAUUUAAAUGACAAUUUUAUAAGCUUGUAAUUUCUAAAGAGGCACUGUGAGGCUCCCAGACUCGCUACUGUUGAGUAAUUCUCUGCAAGCAGGUGAAACUAGAAGUUGCUGGCUCCAAAGGAUGCAUAGCUCAGCUUUAUGUGAGGCUAAUUGUUAGUCCCAAUAUGUGCCAAGCAUUCUAGGACUGGCUGCAUUCCUUUAUGGCUGGCAGUGAUUUUCCCUUCCUUGUUGUCUUAGAAGUAAUCGCACUCUAGGUAUCUCCUUUCGCUUCUGACAUUUUCCCCUCUUGCAGGCACUCCUACAGAGCUCAGCAAGCCGCAAGGCCCAAAAAAAGAAGAAAAAGAAGGUACUUGGUUGUGUUUGUGUGUUAAUCUCAUUACAUUUUUUAAAUAUUGUAACCUGCUCUUAGACCUUAUGUGAAGGGCAGAUGUAAAAUUAUUUAUUUAUUUAUUUAUUUAUUUUUAUUAAAUUGUGUUGUUGCCAUCAUUAUGGCUCUUGAAGACCAUGAGACCUCAAAUUACUAUGUUGAUGCCUCAGCUCAGAGGUGGGGAACUUCUGGCCUGUGGGUCUAUUUAGGCUUGGCCAUAUGGUCUGUGAAGCCAUUUUGGCCAAGCCACACCCACCUACCCAACGCCUGGUGCCAUGUAUGAUGUCAAGUGAGGGGCAGGGACCCUGUUGGUGGUGCCUGCAAACCCCCUUGCUCAGUACUUCCCAAGCACCCGACAAUCAGCUGAUUGUCAGGCGCUUGGGAAGUGCAACUUAAGGAGCUUUGCAAGCUUCCUUUGGAAACAAAAACGAAAAACGCUCUGUUUUUAAAAACUAAUCGACAGAAGUAUGGCCCACCCACCUGUCAGCGUUGGCCCAUGGAGGGUGAGGGAGAUAAGGAUCUAGCCUUCUGGUUGCAUCCAGUUCCCUAUCCCGCCUUAAAUCUUCUUAAACAGGAUACGAUAAUAGUACAGCAUAUUUUAGAACUCCAUUUUUUCCAAAUGACUGGUAGGAUUUCAUGAGUUUGACAACUGCAGGGUAAAUGGGUACUGUCGCUUAAUAUUGAGCCCAAUGAAGAACGUACAAUACAUAUGGAUUCUGGGGGCUUAUUUUCUUUUAAAGUGUCUAUAAGUAUUUAAAGUUUCUUAAGGUCUUAGGUGGAGUUCUAUGCGGGUGAAGUUUUAAGAUAUUUUGAUCGGAAAUUUCAUGCAAACCUUACAAAGAAAAAUCCAACCUCAUAUAGGUUUGGGCAGGCAUUCCUUUGAAAGCUGAGGUGUCCUCUUUAAAACUGUUAACAACUGUGAAAUAUUGAAUGCUGUGUCUAGAGUUUUUGCAAACUGUUCCUUUCCUUUCCUAUUAGCUUCAGUUUCAGUUAAUAUCACCCCCUCUGUUCCUCCAGGCCUCUAAGAAUGCUGAGAACGCCACAACAGGGGAAACAGCAGAAGAGAAUGAGACUGGUGACUGAACAGCUCUGACCGCCUCUGCGUAGCACCUGAUUCUUUCUCUCAAAUGCCCCACUCAAAACAAGAGAAACAAAUAUCCAUUUACGGCUGUUUGUCUCAUAGGACCAAAUGACAAAUAGCCUGGACUUCCCACAGAGUGUAACCAGUUGUGACUGACUUUGCCACUGAGGGAGGAGUCUCUUGGCCACUUCAGAAUACUUUUAAAAGUAUGAAAUAAUAAAAUCAGGAGUAAAAACUAGCCUACAUCCAGUCUUUAUAGCCUUUGAUACUACUUGUGCUCAUUAGAGGUGAACACAUACAGUUCUGAGCUUUCGUCUAGUUCUCUCCCCCCCCCCAUUCCCUUUUGCAGGUACUCUGAUUCCUCUGAAAAAUCCUCAAGUAUCUUUUCACAACUGAAGUUAAAAAUGCAAAAGCUCUUGGGUUUAGAAUUUCAUUACAUGCAGUUAAUGUAACUUGAUGCCUUCUUCCUAUAAUAAUCUUCAGUCAUUUUUUUUCUGGCUUAAACCAUAUAGGACAUUCUUAGGGUUCUUUUGUGUGUGUGUGUGUUUCUUUUUAAACUAUCAACCUUGUAUUUUAAAAGUUGACAGGAAGCUGGUUUAAAGAUCAUUCUCCGAGUAGAUAGCUUGUCUUUGUAAAGAUUCUACAUUUCUUUUAAUUUGUGUGAAAAAAAUAAUAAUUACCCCAGUGCAAAAAUAUGGUAACUCUCACAAAAUCCUUUGAGACAAAAGUGAUACCUGCAGCUUCCUCCCUCUAGUUUUCAUUUGAUGGUUUGACAUUUUAUUCAUCUGCACUUGUCUGUUGCUUUUUGUGGACUAAAGAUGGCUAUCCAGUGGUUAUCCAUCUGCUAACAGGAAGAACCUGUCAGUGGAAUAGAGAAGGCAGGCAAUUCCCCCCCCCCCAAUUUUCCCUCUCCAUGCAGCCCUCUUUGCUUCUCAGAUCUGCUCUGCAGGGUCCCCCAACCCUCUGGAGCAGAUUUAAGGGGUUGCAGGGGCUGUGUGGAAAGAGGGAAUAGCCAAAAACUGCCUGUCUUCCCUAUUCCACUGACAGAUUGCUUCAGUCAGUGCAUGGACACUUGGAUACUUCCGUUCAACUUGCCACUGCUCAGGUUGAUAAAGUAGGAUUUUUCAGAAGAAUUCCCUCCAAACAUCUUUUUUACAUGAAUGAAUGCAAUGCUACAUAAGUGGUUGGACCUGGAAUAAGCUCUUUGUGGGAAUCACUUUUCUAUAGUAUGUCUUUUUAAAUUGUCCAAUUGAAUUGUAUAUGAUUGUGGGAUUUUUUUUCUAUUGUAUUCCUAACCAGGUCCCUGUCUAAGACACUUACUGUAGCUGAAUUGAAGACCUGUCUUGUUAGGAAGGGGAGCUCUUGUGCUCUCUGGCAGGCAAAGUCCUUCUUGACCAAUAUAUCUGGAUUUCAAAUACUUUAAAAAAAAAAUUACAGUUACUACCAAAGUUUUAAGUCCAUAAGAGGAAAUAAACACAUGUUUCUUUCCUGAAAAACCUUUUCCAUCACUCUUUGUAAACUUUCUACUUUUGAUUUCUACUCUGUUCUCUUGCUCUUUUGUAAGGGUUGCUUUCAGUGCUACGUUUGGGAGGUAAAAUUGGGAACAUGUUGAGCGGAGGCUGAAUCGUAUGAAAGUGAUGAGGCUGGAGGAUCAUGCACAAAACUUGCAAUUAACUGCCAUUUUAGUUUAGAACUGCUCCCAUUUGUUAACCAUGAACAAGGGAAGGGAAGGGAGGGUGGGCGGGGAAGAACUUGUUCAAAUGAGGAAUAUUUUAGCAUUUAUAAGGAAAUAUGUUUUCGUACCGCCUUUCCAUAAAGGAAAGGCUUGAGUUCAGCCACAUUACCAGUUUAUAAACCACUAAGACUUGCUGGCGGUUAAUUUAAUUUUCUAUCUUUAUUUUGAGACUUCAAGGCAAUUGUAUCUCUUGAUUUAAAAAAAAAAAAAAUGCCGUUGGAAAUUUUGGAAGAAAAUUCCCACAAACUGUUCUGUAACUUGAUUUUUUUUCCAAAUAAAAUUGAUUAGUGACACCUCUGGA
Messenger RNA from Podarcis lilfordi (Lilford's wall lizard), 17522 nucleotides. The record is from the annotation of a GenBank genome assembly. Lineage: Eukaryota; Metazoa; Chordata; Lepidosauria; Squamata; Lacertidae.